This is a messenger RNA of Brassica oleracea var. oleracea, 801 nucleotides long. RefSeq lists its product as uncharacterized. The record is from RefSeq and is a predicted model, not a curated record. Gene Ontology annotation, molecular function: protein binding. The transcript has 5 exons. The annotation marks the transcript as partial. NCBI's taxonomy places the organism in Eukaryota, Viridiplantae, Streptophyta, Magnoliopsida, Brassicales, Brassicaceae.
ACAAGAGUGUUGAGAGAAGAGCGACCAUCGAGUAAGAUAGUAACUAUAGCAGGCUACUCCGUGAUUAAGGAGAGAACCGAACUCUACGAGUCCUCUGUUUUCGAAGCUGCUGGUUACAAAUGGAGGUUGUUAAUGUACAUGAAUGGUAAUAAAAACGACGGUGGAAAUGGCUAUAUAUCACUAUACGUGAGGAUGGAAGAGACCGAAUCGCUUCCAUAUGGUUGGGAAGUCAACGUUGAUCUCAAACUAUUUGUCCACAAUCCAAAGCAACACAAGUACUUGGCUGUCACAGAUGGAGCAGUCAAGAGAUUCACCGCGGCGAAAAAAGAGUGGGGAUUCGGACAGUUGAUUUCCCUCGCAACGUUCCAAAACGCGAACCAGGGGUACAUUGUGCAGGACACAUGUUCUUUUGGUGCUGAGAUCCUCAUCGUUAAACCGGCCGAGAAACAAGAGAAAGUCACAUUUAUAUCAAACCCACCAAACAAUGUUUUCACUUGGAAGAUUCUUCGUUUCUCCACCUUGGAAGAUAAAUUCUACUAUUCUGAUGAUUUUCUCGUUGGAGACCGUUACUGGAGAUUAGGAUUUAACCCGAAAGGGGAUGGAGAUGGCAGACCACAUGCACUUCCAAUCUACUUAUAUGCUCAAGGCUUUAGGCCAAACGCAGUUGUUACAAACACUUGGGGAGCGGUUAAUCUACGAUUAAAGAACCAACGUAGCUCCAACCACAGGCAACUAUAUUCUGCAGCUUGGUACCCGAUUCGAAGCGAUUAUGGUGUGGGAGUGAACAAUAUCAUAUUGAUG